UUUUUUCGUAAAUUUUUCAUUCAAUUUCGUGCCGAAUAAUCGUGGAAAAAUAUCGUUAUCGGCGUAAAUAUUGCAUGUACUAUUUACGGGUCAGUGUAUCAACACGAACGUGGUUCUAUCGUUGGACAAAUACGUGAGAAUUUGGAAUUCGGAUCAAUCACAUGCGAACGCUCAACAUCGUAAGACUAACACUUUUUAACCGUAUUUAUCGAAUUUCGCGUUAAAUAUCAUCACCGAUCGCGAAACUCCCGCAAUGGAUACCAUUUGCACAGUUCUAAUAGCCUUAAUUGGUAUGGUGCUAUUCACCAAUCUCGGUAUUCAUAAAAUAGAAGAAGGACACGUCGGUGUUUACUAUAGGGGAGGUGCCCUUUUAUCGGAAAUCAGCCUACCAGGAUUCCAUAUGAUGAUACCUUUGAUUACUACUUUCAAACCUGUACAGGUCACAUUACAAACGGAUGAAGUGAAAAAUGUACCUUGUGGAACUAGCGGAGGUGUUAUGAUUUAUUUCGAUCGUAUCGAAGUUGUAAAUAUUCUCAGUGCUGACAGUGUUCACGAUAUUGUGCGUAAUUACACCGCCGAUUACGAUAAAACUUUGAUCUUCAACAAAGUCCAUCACGAACUGAAUCAAUUUUGUAGCGUGCAUAAUUUACAAGAGGUCUAUAUCGAUUUAUUCGACCAAAUCGACGAGAACCUGAAGAACGCUUUGCAAAGAGAUCUCAACGAAAUGGCUCCAGGUUUGAAAAUCCAAGCUGUUCGAGUUACUAAACCCAAGAUACCGGAAACUAUUCGAAAAAAUUACGAAACUAUGGAAGGUGAAAAGACUAAAUUACUGAUUGCUACCCAAAGACAAAAGGUAGUCGAAAAAGAUGCCGAAACCGAACGCAAACGAGCUAUUAUUGAGGCCGAAAAAGAAGCCCAAAUUGCCAAAAUUCAGUACGAACAGAAACAAAGAAUGGCUCAAAUCGAAGACUCCAUUCACGUAGCUGCAGAAAAAAGCAAAGCCGACGCCGAAUUCUAUCACGUUCAAAAACAAGCCGAAGCCAACGAUCUGCUGUUGACUUCCAAGUACAUGGAGUUCAAGAAAUACGAAUCGUUGAGCAAUAACGCCAAAAUUUACUACGGUCCGGAUGUACCGAAAAUGUUCGCAUAUGGAGGCUGUAACGAUCACGUAAUUCACGACCAAACCAUCGAGAAUAAGCCUAAAUAAAACACGUUCCUUAUUUCUACCUAGUCUUAUGGUUUUUAAAUCCAACAUGUGAUUUUUUUAUUAUAUGUAAUACCCGCACUAGUUUUUUUUCCUUUUGUUUUAUUUUCGAUGUGAUGUACAAUUUUAAGUUAACGCGUGUACAGAAGUAAUUUAAGUAGUUUCGUUAAAUAGUAUUUUGUAAUAUUUAGAUGCAUUUUUUUUUUUUACAUUAAAUAAUAUUUGAGAGUAA
Messenger RNA from Planococcus citri (citrus mealybug), 1436 nucleotides. Its product is annotated as erlin-2-like. Gene Ontology annotation, biological process: SREBP signaling pathway. The coding region runs from base 254 to 1207 and encodes 317 amino acids. Gene Ontology annotation, cellular component: endoplasmic reticulum; endoplasmic reticulum membrane. Gene Ontology annotation, molecular function: cholesterol binding; ubiquitin protein ligase binding. NCBI's taxonomy places the organism in Eukaryota, Metazoa, Arthropoda, Insecta, Hemiptera, Pseudococcidae. The transcript has 7 exons. The record is from RefSeq and is a predicted model, not a curated record.